AUGGCUAUAGCUGACUUUGGUUCAACAUAUUUCUGUAUCAGAGAAGUAUCAUUUGAUUGCUGUAUUUAUUUAUCCAUGAUUAAGACAGCUCAUAGCGUUUCCAAUCUACGCUCUAAUUUGGAAUUAAGUCCAUGUGUGAUUAAACGUACACAAAGUUCUCAUUUCGUGCAGAUACUUGACGAAUCUAUGUGUGUUGUUCGUGAAGAUCUUACGGAAUGGUUACAACAUUAUUUAUUUUCAACGGCUAACGCAUGUCCCAUAGAAGCACAUUAUCUACUUUGUCGUUUAGCAUCAGGUCUGUGGCUUUCUAGACUAGCUUAUAAACUACAUUAUUCGAUUUUGGAAUCAAGUUAUCAAAUUGCAUUAAAAUCAAAAUCAACACAUAAUAAUAACAAUAAUAAUAAUGGUCGUUCAUAUGAAUUUCUGAGAGGUGCAGUGUCCAAUCGUGACUUGAAAAAUCUUACUCCAGUUUCAUUACCAUCAUUUCCCUCCACAUUAACUGAUUGUGCUAAACUACCACUUGGUCCGUCAGAUCUCUGUUCCUUUUCAUCACAACCUUCUACUCAUAAACGUAAUUCAAAUAUGUCAAAUUGUGAUAUGGAUUUUCCUAAAGAAAAUAUCUCAAUAAAAUCUCGAGUUGCUGAUCGUUGGAUAGCUCGUGAUAAUGUUAGUGCGUUUAUUAAAUGGUGCAAAGAUUUGGGUGUACCAGAAACAAUAUUAUUUGAAACAAAUGGAUUAAUGAAUAAGACCGAAGAGAAAAAUGUUUUGCUUACUCUAAUGGAGGUUGCACGUAUUGCAAGUCGUUACGGUCUCACUGAUCUACCGUACUUAGUUCGUAUGGAACGUGAAAUCGAUGAGUUGGAAGCAAAACAUUCACAAGAUCAAAGUGAAAUAAAUCGUUUAUACCAUGGUAGUAAUAAUAAUAAUAAUACAAAUCAUUUUACUACUCAUGCAGUGAUUAAUUUGGAAAGAAUUGAUAAUGAAAAAAUGGAUAAUUGUAAAUCUACUUCUAACUUAGAAAUAACUGUAAAUAAACGAAAAGCAAAAUCUCAGAAAUCUUCUAACUUCAAUACAAUUUCUGAUAAUCACACGAAUGAAAAUUCUAAUAAUUUUAAUACAGUUCUAAUUGAUUCACAUUCUGAAAGUCAAUUUAUGAACAAUAGGAAUGGUGAUAAUUCUGUACAAACAUCUACUGAUAAUCAAGAUAUUUCUUGUGAUUGUAAUGUAUCAUUGUUAUCAAAUCAUUGUUCACAAAAUGAUGCUUCAAAUAAUAAUAUUAUUAAUACCAUGUAUACCAAUUCACAUUCAAUGAAUAUACUCGAUGUAUAUAAUAAGAAUCAAUGUGAUCUUUGUCGAAAUGGUUCUUCUCAAGUUGAUAAUCCGAUUAGUAAUAAUCAGAACUCUACUUGUCAUCAUCACGCAUUAUUUGAAAUAAACAAUUCAGAAAAUUCAAAUUCUGCUAAACGUUCAAGAGCUUUGAAUGGCUCUCUUAUAUCCUUAGAAGAUAAUAAUGAUGGUCUGAGCAAGGUAGUUACAGACCAAUUUGUGCAACAACAAGUGGUUGGUAAAUGUUCACCUUAUGUUACCAAAAGAAAAAGACAACAAACAUUGUAUAAUCUAGAUCUCCAUUUACCGAUAAUUGAGGUAACACCAGUCAAAAUUACAAAAACAGUAAAUAUUUUAUCAUCUGCUAUAAAUUCAAAUAAUUGGUGUAAUGACCACUUAUCGUCAACUAAUAUCGAUUCAACUAAUAAUUGUGUAUCAUCUCUGAGUUCAUUUGAUCUACUAAACAGUCCUGUUACUAAUUCUUUAAGUAUUUUACAAGUUGAAUCACCUAAACUGAAAAUAAUGAAUAGAAAAUCGGACUUGAAAAAUUUACCAAAUAUUAAGAUUAAUACUCCAUCGAUACUUAGUGUACCACUUAUGGAUUGUUUAAUUUAUAAUGAGAAUUAUCAAGAUCCAAUGUCGAUUGAUCCUUCCACAAUAUCAUCUGAUGAUUGUCUGAUUGAUAAUCAGGUGAAUAGGAAGUUGGCCCAAUGUACAUGUUGUAAUAAAUUGCAUAUGCAGCGUUUAGAAGAAGGUCGAUAUAAGCUAGGUUCACGUAUUUAUUACUUACGCAGAUUUCGUAAUCACGUCAUGGUUCGAGUUGGUGGGGGUUGGCUAACAUUAGAUGAGUUCUUGCAUCGUCAUGAUCCGUGUAGACGAGGAGGUCACUCAUUUAAUAUGGAACCAGCAGUUGUAACUAAUGAUAUCCCUCCCAUCAAGUCAUGUUUUAAUGUCCCUAAACCAAUUCGUCGACAUUCCGAAUUUGAACCUCCACCUGUUUCACAGAUCAAUUCCAUGAGUAAUUUCAGCAGGCAGUGGUCUUGUGGUAGUAACAGUAGUAUGGAAAGUCCGAGAAGUGAUUCCAGUAUGAUUGACACUGGAAUAGUUAGCGAGAUUUCCAGUGGAGGAAGCAUUUCUCAAGCAUCUUCUUCAUUAAACUCCAUUAAACAAAAACAAGAAAGACCAAAAACAACCGCUCGUCUUACCAUACCAAAGGCUCCAAAUCUUAGGACGGCUUCACGGUCUCGUGAUACGUCUAAGAAAAAUUCAGAUUCUGGGAAGAAAAUUUCAGAUAUUGCUACUGCUGUUACACAUUCUCGUGCCUCUUCGGCAAAGCGGACAAUUGUUCCAGUAAAUAAUACAACAAAUUUUCGAACACCAUCACAGCCCCGUAAUCUUUCAUCAAAACAUGAAGACUCUGUAUCAAGAGCUUUAAAUAUCCGAAAACUUUCAAAAUCGCGUGAAUCCUCCGCUAAAGGUGAAGAAUCCACACUGACAAAUUGUCGCGCGGAUUCUACAACUCGUCGGACUCUUUGGAGAAAUUAA
Schistosoma guineensis is the source of this 2871-nucleotide messenger RNA. The record is from the annotation of a GenBank genome assembly. Lineage: Eukaryota; Metazoa; Platyhelminthes; Trematoda; Strigeidida; Schistosomatidae.